Oncorhynchus mykiss (rainbow trout) is the source of this 2177-nucleotide messenger RNA. Its product is annotated as cell adhesion molecule 2. Gene Ontology annotation, biological process: homophilic cell-cell adhesion. The record is from RefSeq and is a predicted model, not a curated record. NCBI's taxonomy places the organism in Eukaryota, Metazoa, Chordata, Actinopteri, Salmoniformes, Salmonidae.
GGCACUUUUCCGAUUCUGUGUGAGAGAGCAGAGCGGACUACGGCAACAUCUCUUCUUCUUAACAGAGGAAAUACACACCGACUCAUUCUCACAGCUACGGAGCAGUUACACCUUAUCAGUACUCUACCGAAUUACCGGGACAUCUUCUACCCAAGGAGACUAGAAUAAAUAAACGAAAAACACGUUAAAACAUUAUUACCUAUCGGUUAAAUUAGAGGAGCCGAUAUACCGAUAUCCCAGCAACACGAAAGACAGACUUGGCUAGUCCACCAGGAUAACAUACCGGAGCUUUCGGGAGCACGAGGAAAGGGAGAGGGAUAAAGGAGGAGAAGACAGGAUGAUUCUCAAGCAUCAUUUGGUUCUGACGCUGUGCGCCGUCUACGGGAUACUGCUAAAAGUGACGGCACAGAAAAGCACAUUGAGAGGGUCGUCAGGGCAGCAACCCUUGGUCCAGAAUCAGACGGUAACAGAGGGGGGGACAGCCAACAUGACUUGCAGGGUAGAGUACAACGACCAAACUUCCCUCCAGUGGUCUAACCCUGCACAGCAGACACUGUUCUUCGGAGACAAGAAAGCUUUGAGAGAUAACCGUAUCGAGCUGGUCCGAGCGUCGUGGUCGGAGCUGACCAUUAGUAUCAGUGAGGUGACACUGGCUGACGAGGGGAUGUACACCUGUUCUCUAUUCACCAUGCCUGUGAAGACCGCCAAGGCCUACCUUACUGUACUGGGGGUGCCAGAGAUGCCAGAGAUAGACGGUCUGACAAAGCCUGCCCUGGAGGGAGAUGAGAUCACUCUGACCUGCAUGACCCACGGCUCCAAGCCUGCUGCUGACCUCCGCUGGUUCAGGAACGAGAAGGAGAUCAAAGGUGCCAAGGAGGUGAAUGCCAGUGGAAAGACCUUCACAGUGACCAGUUCUCUACAGCUGCUAGUAGACCGGGACGAUGAUGGGGCAGCGUACACCUGUAAAGUAGACCAUGUCGCCCUGUUACAGACACCACAACAGACUACCGAAGUAUUGGAGGUGCACUAUGCUCCUCGUGUGGCGAUCACCAAUUCGUUGACGUUCCCUCAGGAGGGUCAAUACUUGAAGCUGGAGUGUGUAUCCAAAGGAAACCCAUCGCCAGACCCUGUGAUGUGGACUAAGGAUGGAGGAGAACUUCCAGAUUUGGAGCGUAUGAUUGUAGAGGGAAGAGAGCUCACCUUCACCACCUUGAACAAAACAGAUAACGGAACGUACCGCUGUGAAGCCUCCAACCACCUGGGCACCAGCAGUGCUGAAUACCUGCUCUAUGUCUACGACGUCCCCAGCACCCUCCCUCCAUCCACCACCCCACCUCCCCGCCCCACCCCACCAGACUCCACCGCCCCCUUAGACCCCCACCUGGCCUCCUCAGACCCUCCAAACACCAACAACAGAGACCCCAACGCCAUGGGGCAGCAUGGUCCAGACCAUGCUCUGAUUGGAGGAGUGGUGGCGGUGGUGGUCUUCGUCACCUUGUGUCUCAUCAUCGUUCUGGGCCGCUACCUGGCCAGGCAUAAAGGAACGUACCUGACCAACGAGGCCAAAGGAGCGGACGACGCGCCCGAUGCUGAUACAGCUAUCAUCAACGCAGAGGGCAACACACAUGCUGAGGAGAAGAAGGAGUACUUUAUCUAGACUGUAGAGGGCGCUGAUCUGCUGCCCACUCUUUCUCUCUGUCUUUAUGUCUCUAUUCCUCUAUCUCCCCCUCUCAUUCUCUUUAUCUCUUUCUUCAUCCCGUUCUAUACUUUAUUUAGACUACAGAGGGAGAUAUGCUGCCCCCUCUUUCUCUCCCUUUUUCUCUCUCUCUCUCUCUUUCCAUUUUCUCCUUCUGUCCCUCUCUCUCUCCACUGCCCCUGCUGCGUCACUAAGGAAACCCCGUGGAAAAACUCCACCUUCUCCUUUUCCCCUCAUCCCUUCUUCCCUGCUGGCCUUUCUGUUCUCUUUUUUUAAUCAUUUCAUUCCGACCCUUCACUUCUUCUACACUUUUUUAAAUAUUUUUUAACCGUCCUAGUUUCUGACGCCGGCCUUCGUUUUUAAAGGCAGCGCCCUCUACUGGCUGUCUGGAGAUGUUGCCUUUUAUUUUGUAUUUUCUUUUCUUUAAAUUUUACAUAUUUUAUGUGAAAUAAACCCCUGAGAAUCUGCAUAUCCACCGACA